AUGGACGAUGAGAGAUCAAAUUCGGGGAAAGUGAAGAAGAAGACAAACACCGCCCAUCGGAAAUCGCUCUCCUGCGAAUACUGUAACAGGUCCUUUGCCCGUCUCGAGCACCUUCAGCGCCACCUCCGCACCCAUACCAAGGAAAAGCCCUUUUCCUGCGAUAUAUGCUCCAAGUCUUUUGCAAGGAGCGACCUGCUUGUGCGACAUGAGCGCCUAGUUCAUCCAGCCGAGGCCGCAGCCAAUCGAGAGAAUCGAAACCAUACCAAUCACGAUGUAUCUCAAACGCCGUCUUCAAUAGUGCAGCCCUCCCACCAUGAAUCUCGAAUGCUAGAGCUAGCCGAUGCCAUUCCACUUCAGACCCAAGCAGUCCCUCCUCCCCCUCCUCCUCCCGAAGUCCAGGUCCAGCCUCCCUCUAUCGUUGAAACGACCCAUUUCAACCCGUCAUGGGGAUACGAUCUAAAUCUUCUAUCCCAUGCCGCAAGCCAUGUCGCUCUUGAAGGGCAACAAGAGAGCCUUGACAGUCUUCGGAAACCUUCCCAUAACAUCGCGCCGCCGCCGCCGCCACCGCCGCAGCAGCAGCAGCCACUCUCCCAUGUUCCGGAAAGAGGAAUUACCGAUAAUUACGGCGUUGAGCCUUCAAUUCUAGAUCUCACUGAUCUUGGCGAUCCGGUGCAGGACUUCACGGUCUUCUUAGAAAGUGUCGGCCUCUCUUCAGACUGGGACUCUGGCAUUUUCUCAAGUGUAGAAGAACCCUUGCUACCCACCACACUUCCAAUGGAGACAAAACCUACGAUCCGUGAAACUUCUAGGCUAGGGCCUGAUAUAAUGAGUGAUAUGAGAUCUACCAAUGAUGACCCACCAUCGUUCUCUAAUUUUGGUUCUCGGCUGCCCUCGCUUCAGCCAGAAGCUCAUGAAGUUGACGAUCGCCUAGGGUUUGGUGACGAAGGCCCACGGCCCGCCUGGGAUAUAUCGAACGCGGAUCGUCAGGUGUUUGUCUCUAAACUGGAAGAAUUUGCCUAUGUCCUCCCGAAGGGAUUUGUGCCACCAUCCAGGCAUGCUCUAUCUCGCUUUUUUGCUGGUUACAUCAAUGGCCUGAACGAGCAUCUCCCUUUCAUCCACGUCCCAACGCUGUCCAUUGCAAAGUGCUCGCCCGAGCUUACACUUGCUUUGGCAGCUGCUGGGUCUCACUACCGUUUUGAAAAUAACAGGGGAAUUGAUCUCUUCCACGCUGCAAAGGCGAUCCUUCUAGAACGCUUGCAAAGAAGAGACAGUAAGCAGGUGCAUUACCCCUCUUGGAAUUUCUUCUCCCCCGCGUCAAACUUCCAUAAUUCCCGUGGGUCAUCCGCCACAUCCAACAGUCCAUACCAAACCCACCAACACCAGCCUUAUGUCCUAUACCCAAUUGACCCUUCAGGCUACCCCCCUGAGGAUUCGUAUGCCCACAUGGAGGUCAUUAAGACCUUCCUACUGCUCACGGUAUUCGCUUCUUGGGAGCGACAUCCUGAGCUCUUGCGGGAAAUUCUGUCCCUUCAAAGCACGUUAGCCAGGCUCGUCCGAGAACAUGGGCUCACCGAAUCAACCAUCGGGGUGGACCCAAACAAUUGGGAAGAAUGGGUCCGUCGAGAAUGCAAUAGACGCACGAAACUUAUCGUUUACUGCUUCUUUAACCUCCACUCUAUUAUGUACAACAUCCCUCCCUUGAUAUUGAAUGCAGAGCUCAAGUUGAACAUGCCGUGCUCGCACGAACUCUGGAAAGCGAACAACGCCGCACAGUGGCGUCGCCUCCUUCGCACCCGACAUGGAUCAGAGGUCGCUUUCCAAGAUGCUUUCACAAGAUUGUUCUACAAGGCGAACAUCACGAGCACUGCGCCUAUUUCACCUCUCGGCAAUUAUAUCUUGAUACAUGCCCUUAUCCAACAGAUAUUCUUCGCCCGUCAACUUUGUCUUUCUGCUCCAACUCUCCCUGGGACGAGCCUAAGGCCAGACGACUUGAACGCCCUAGACAGUUCUUUAGCAUCUUGGAAAGCACUGUGGAAACGCACCCCUGAGUCAAGCAUCGACCCGCAGAAUCCAGCUGGGCCCAUUGCUUUUACGUCUACCGCGCUAUUAGGGCUUGCAUACAUUAGGUUACAUGUUGACCUUGGGCCGUGUCGCCGCCUCGUGACUCAGGACCCAGUUCAAAUUGCCAGAGCUCUCAAUGAAUCGCCGCCAAUUGCACGAAGCCCACGUCUCAUCAUGGCGCUUUUGCACUCUGCGCACGCACUCUCGAUCCCAGUACGCCUGGGUAUAGACUUUGUGGCAAGAACUCAUUCCUUUUUCUGGAGUAUUCAGCAUUCUCUUUGCAGCUUGGAAUGUGCUUUCCUCUUAAGCCGAUGGCUGCUUUCCAUACCAGCAACGCAGGCAGAGCAAAGACUCUCUGAGCAUGAGAGAAAACUGCUUUUAUGGAUCAAGAGCAUGAUGGACGAAACCGACAUGGCUGUUGAUCCAGCCGGGGCACCUGAUGUUGAUUUCAUCGCGAAUCCUUAUAAGGCUAGGCAACUUAGCGUUGCUAUCGUCCGCGUAUGGGCAAGGACCUUCAAGGGAAACACAAGUUGGGCGAUCGUUGACCUGGUCGGGCUAAGUUUAGAUGCAUACGCUGAUCUCCUGGAAUCUCAGAUCUAG
Aspergillus puulaauensis is the source of this 2661-nucleotide messenger RNA. RefSeq lists its product as uncharacterized. Lineage: Eukaryota; Fungi; Ascomycota; Eurotiomycetes; Eurotiales; Aspergillaceae. The transcript is spliced from 3 exons. Gene Ontology annotation, molecular function: zinc ion binding; DNA-binding transcription factor activity, RNA polymerase II-specific; RNA polymerase II cis-regulatory region sequence-specific DNA binding. Gene Ontology annotation, biological process: regulation of transcription by RNA polymerase II; DNA-templated transcription. The record is from RefSeq and is a predicted model, not a curated record. The coding region runs from base 1 to 2661 and encodes 886 amino acids. Gene Ontology annotation, cellular component: chromatin.